This is a messenger RNA of Cetraspora pellucida, 402 nucleotides long. The record is from the annotation of a GenBank genome assembly. Lineage: Eukaryota; Fungi; Glomeromycota; Glomeromycetes; Diversisporales; Gigasporaceae.
CUUUUAGAAAAUCAUUUUGAAAUUAUUACCAAUAAUACUGUACUCAACUUACUUCAUAAUGAAGAGUUCUAUUCAAAAUGUCGUCAAAUAGCAUCUAUUCUUAAAUCAGUAAAAAAAUUAACAAAUAUUCUUAAGGGUCAAAAUGCAAAUUUAGCCAAAUGUUUUGUUGAAAUUGAUGAUAAUUAUAUAGAACAAACAUUAACUGAUAAUUUAAAUAUUAGUCAAAUCGUUAAUUUAACUCUACCUGAGUUUUUAUCUACCAAUAACAAUUUAUUUGAAUCUGCUAUCAAUAGAUUAUUCUCUCAUGAAAGAGCUCAGAAUUUAGGGAAUACUGAAUAUGAUCUAAUUCGUCUGGCACAACAAAUGACAAAUGAAGAAAAUAAUGAAGUUAAUAAUUUGUAA